Molecule: messenger RNA, 6706 nt
Organism: Spirometra erinaceieuropaei
Lineage: Eukaryota; Metazoa; Platyhelminthes; Cestoda; Diphyllobothriidea; Diphyllobothriidae
Source: the annotation of a GenBank genome assembly
AUGUCGUCUGGGACACGGAAUCAAUCCAUUGACGAGCCCUUCUCAGUUGGUCGUCCAACGAAGGACUGCAAAAGCACCGACGAUCUGAAGCCAAUACAGGACGAGGACAAGGUGGGUAUUACACUGGCGGCAACGGUGCUCCCGACUUCUACUCCCCACUAUUGUUUCAACCCCCUUGAAAUUAACAGCUUUUGACGAGAAGGAGGAUUUUUCAGCCUGGCUCCGCCGCUCGCAGUUUCAUGUUGGUGUAGUCCCCACCGACAAACAGAGCAUGGCAAUUUUACAGUGCCUGACGCCCAACCAGUUAGACAGGGCGUUGGAUGCCGGAUUGUUCGUCGAGACUCCGAUUGGUAAGCUAUGUCAGGAGUUAGAGAAACUCCUUAAACCCGCGAUAUCAUAAACCGAGACACUAAACCAACUGUAUUCACGAUGACGGCGAAUUGGAGAAACCUCCAAUGUGUUUGCGGACGAGUUGUACCGACUGUGCAAAUCGGCAUACCCCUCCAUCUCCCAGACGGAUUGCAGCGAUGACGUACUCUAUCACUUUAUUAAGUAUAUAGAACCCCCAGAACUACGGCGUUCACUCCUCCAACAACCGCCCCGCGACUUAAAGGAAGCCAUUAGCCGCGUCAACAUAUAUGCUAAAAUUCCACAUAAUGAACUCUCCUCCCAACCAUCCUUCAGGAAUUCCCAAGGACAAAACUGGCGGCGAUACGACACCGGUAACCAGAACCGAUCCGGCCCCUUCAACCGGCCACAAUAUCCCAAACGCGGCGGUUACGACCAAUCCUACAAUCGGCAGGUCUGUGCGUGCGAUAAUCCACAGCCAAGCACACACAACAGGCUCACUGGAUCGGAUACGUAUUCGAUUCCACUUGUCACUCAGCUUCAUGCUACGAUACAACCAUUCUAUAUUGAUAUUUCCCUCAAUAAGCGCCGAAUUAGAGCGUUAAUCGAUACGGGGGCGACGAUAUCUCUAGUAAACCCACAGGUACUAUCACACGCCCAAAAUGCGUAGAUGGACACAAGACCCCAGCUCACACGUUUGACCACCGCCGACGGCUCUCGCUUAAACUGUGUCCGCAAUAUCUCGUUGAAACUUACAUUCCAGUCCGGAUUGAAAGAUCACGCCUUUUUGGUAGUGCCAGGAUUAACCUGGGAUGUUUUGCUAGGACUCGAUUUUCUCGGCCGAUAUGAUUGUACCAUUCAGGUCCGUCAGCGUACCAUCGAAUUUCACAAGCCACCCUGUACCACACAGUUCAUUCCGCCUACGUUCGACGAAGACGCAGUCUGUGCCGUUAUUCAAGCUAACGUUGCCUUAACAACUAUCCACAUUGACACUAUGUUGCCUGACACCACAGGUGUAACCACUCACGGUCGCGAGACGUUGAGAACCUUACUAAUAGACUUCGCCAAGGUCUUCGCGUGGGAUGAGGACUCAUUGGGUAGAACAGCAUAUCUGAGACAUUCCAUCGACACGGGCAGUGCCAAACCGGUCUGGCAACCACCCCGACGAAUACCGGCCCAUUUCCACCAGGAAGUCAAUCAACUUAUUGAUUUUAUGCUUAAGAACCGAAUAAUACGGCCGUCAAACUCACCCUGGGCAUCUCCCGUCACACUUGUGCCAAAAAAGACGGGAAACUACGUCUUUGUAUCGACUACCGCAGAUUAAAUGCGCUGACUACUCGAGACUCGUUUCCACUUCCGCGAAUCGACGUAACCCUUGACGCACUGGCGGGCGCACGCUGGUUUUCUACAUUAGACCUUAAAUCAGCGUACUGGCUGGUUGAAAUAGAACCUACUGACCGACACAAGACAGCAUUUACCCUUCCACACGGACUGUUUGAAUUUGAGACGAUGCCAUUUGGCUUAUGCAAUGCACCAGCCAAAUUUCAACGCCUAAUGCCACUUGUGCUUGCCCAUCUCAUGCCAAACCAGUGUCUGCUAUAUCUAGAGGGCGUUAUCGUUUUUGGACGCACGAUAGCCCAACAUAAUCAAAACCUCACGGUCUUCCUGGUCGCACUGCGCGAUGCGGGCUUACGCCUGAAUCCACAAAAGUGCACAUUUCUACGGGAUAAAGUUACAUUUUUGGGGCAUGAAAUUUCUAAAGAAGGCAUUAACGCUUCUCCGGAGAAAAUCAAUGCUGUUAAACUAUGGCCAACUCCUAAAUCCGUGACGGAACUCCGCAGUUGCCUUGGAUUAGCAUCACAUUAUCGGAAGUUCAUCCUACAUUUUCGCAUCAGUAGCUCGACUUGCUCUUCUUUAAAGAUACCGUUACUUCUACACCUCGUGUUGCCGUGCCGGGGAGUUUGGUGAUCCCUGUCUUAACCGACUUACAUCAUGAACUAGGUCAUGUGGGCCAGGCCAAAAGUGAACAAGCAGUCAGACAGCGUUUCUGGUGGCCACAACGACGUGAACAGGUGAUCGCUUUUUGUAACACAUGUCCUACCUGUGCAUCCUUUAAAGCCCCUCGGCAGCGUUUUCGCGCGCCCCUUCAGCCUAUGAUCACAGGUUUCCCUUUCCAAAGAGUUGGUGUCGACAUAAUUGGAGCGCUGACCUAUUCGACCUCGGGACAUCAAUAUAUUCUAGUCAUGGUAGAUUAUUUCACCAAAUGGGCAGAAGCCACACCACUUCGCAGACAAGAUGCCCUAUCGGUAACAACUGUUUUCUUUAAUGACUGGAUCUGUCGCUUUGGUGCCCCUCUCUCCCUGCACUCAGAUUGUGGGGCCAACUUUGAAAGUAAACUAGUACAAGACGUUUGUGAUCAAUUGCACAUUCAUAAGACACGAACAACCCCAGCACAUCCGGAAGGCAACGGAUAAGUUGAACGCACCAAUCGAACCCUUAUAAACCUCUUAAAAACGUUUGCCGAACAUCGCCGACCCUUCAACUGGGACACCAGGUUACCUUACGCUUUGAUGGCGUAUUGUGCAGCAGUUCAUUCGUCCACGGGAUACUCGCCUUUUUUAUGGUUACUGUACGGAAUUUCCGACUCCCUAUUGAUUCUCACUUACCUAACGUGGAGUUAGAGUCUUUCACUACCGGCUCCUACGUACUAAAGCUUCAGGAGCUACUGCGAAUUACGAAUAAUUUGGCACGCGAACACUUAGGUUCAGCCUACCAACGACAAAAAGAAAACUUCGAUGCGAAAAUUGCGGGUACCCCGUACCAACCCGACGAUCUUGUCCUACGUUUCCGACCUGUGCCACCCGUCGGCGUAUCCGCAAAGUUUUUCCAUCCGUAGGAAGGCCCCUUCCGCAUACUUCGCGUUAUCUCACCCACCACAUACAUCAUAUAGGUCACCGCCAUGCCCAAUAGUCCGUUCAUUACUGCGCAUUUUGACAAGUUAAACCCCUUCGGAGGCCGAUUACCCCUCGCAUCAGAAGAGAAUCUACCCAUUCUUCCCGAUCACCUAGUGCCAGAACCCUCCAAUGAAAUAACCAUGCAGGACUCGUUAACAGCUAUCCUUCGGGACCCUUCGGACAGGGCCGUCUCCUAAGGAGAGGGGGGAAGUGUGGUAUGGCAGAAUUGAACUGAUCCAUCCUUUUGUUGUUUUACGAAGGUCCCUGUUUUCUGGUCAGUUUCAGAUUCGACUGGUGAGAAUGGCGUCCCAACCCCUGUAGCAGUCUCCAGCUCUACACUUCCCCUGGUUCAGCCAGAUACUGAUCAGAAUUAUUCCGUCAGAGAGACGUCUCUUGAAUAAUGCUAAUCAAGGAAUCUGAAACACCUUUGUAACUCCAUUUUUCCGUGUUACUAUUAUUCAAUUACAAUAAACCGUUCCUUGUAUCACUCCUGCUGACGAUUGUUGCUGGAUUACUGUGUUAUCAUGUCGUUUGGGACACGGAAUCGAUCCAUUGACGAGCCCUUCUCAGUUGGUCGUCCAGCGAAGGAUUGCGAAGGCACCGACGAUCUGAAGCCCAUACAGGACGAGGACAAGCUGGGUAUUACACCAGCUCCGCUAACCCCUGCACUAUCGCUGCACGACCGGAGCACACAGCUAAAGGCUUUGUUAAUUUGUCACCACAGGAUUUCGUAGGAUAUUCAUGCAAUGGUUGUCAAACAAUAGCCUCCAAGAUGCAUCAACUAGAGGAAGAAGUAAGAAAUCUGAAGGAACUUAUACACAAGACUGUUUCCUCAGGAACCGCGCGGGGUUAUCUACGCAGAGAUUAACUCGAAGUAGAACGAGAGCCAUCCAGUGUAAAGAAUCCCCAGAAAGCAAUCAGCUUCAUUGCUGAGGCUGUCCUCCUAAAGCUAAAGAUCCUAAUUUUCGCAACUCUGCUGAUUUGAUAGAUGUCACACUUGUACCAAAAAAGACGGGAAACUACGUCUUUGAAUCGACUACCGCAGAUUAAAUGCGCUGACUACUCGAGACUUGUUUCCACUUCCGCGAAUCCACGUAACCCUUGACGCACUGGCGGGCGCACGCUGGUUUUCUACAUUAGACCUUAAAUCAGGGUACUGGCAGGUUGAAAUAGAACCUACUGACCGACACAAGACAGCAUUUACCCUUCCACACGGACUGUUUGAAUUUGAGACGAUGCCAUUUGGCUUAUGAAAUGCCCCAGCCACAUUUCAACGCCUAAUGCGACUUUUGCUUGCCCAGCUCCUGCCAAACCAGUGUCUGCUAUAUCUAGAGGAGGUUAUCGUUUUCGGACGCACGAUAGCCCAACAUAAUCAAAACCUCACGGUCGUCCUGGUCGCACUGCGCGAUGCGAGCUUACGCCUGAAUCCACAAAAGUGCACAUUUCUACGGGAUAAAGUUACAUAUUUGGGGCAUGCAAUUUCUAAAGAAGGCAUUCACGCUUCUCCGGAGAAAAUCAAUGCUGUUAAAAUAUGGCCAACUCCUAAACCCGUGACGGAACUCCGCAGUUUCCUUGGAUUAGCAUCAUAUUAUCGGAAGUUCAUCCUACAUUUCGCAUCAGUAGCUCGACCCCUACAUAGUUUAACCGAAAAAGGACCAUUGUCUUUGGCGGCGGAACACUGCGCGGACUCUGGACACACUUUCGCCUUCCAGAACGCCAAAAUUCUGGGUCGAGGCAAUGACCGCGUAGCCAGGGAAACAAUCGACGCCUGGCACACAGAGACUACCUCAAUAAACCGUUGUGUCGCCCUUCCGGCAGUCCACCAAGCUCUCUGGACGCAGCUCAUCGAACGAAAGAGCAAGCGCGAAGUUAGGCCAGACGUGAAUCCAAACACGGGAGAACUUACGACGCGCUGCUGUCCGUCAGCUCGGUUCCAGUUUGGAUUUCAGGAACGGGACGGCACAGCCGAAGCGACAGGUCUCCUGCACGGGAUACUCCGGUACGCAGUCACAACUCCCAAAUGGGUUGCGGUGGCGGUACUUGAUGUGUCCAAAGCGUUUGACUCUGUUAAUCAUGAGACUAUCUUGCGAGCGGCCGCUGCUGGUGGCGCACCACCUCCUCUUCUCUCCUUUCUUGACUCCACCUAUUCACACCUCACGACCCUCAUAUCUGAUACUGAGGUAAAAUGCCUUCGAGGUGUUCGCCAAGGUGACCCCCUCUCCCCGCUUCUCUUCUCUCUAGCGCUAUCUGAAGCGUUAGCCUACUCAAAUCGGCAGCUUGGAAUAGACAUUGCCAACACAACGGUUGAUACCAUAGCGUAUGCCGACGACCUCGUCAUAUUUGCUGAAUCGCCUUUCCGGCUACAAGAGCGUCUCGAUGGUCUGGCUACUGGUCUGUCCCACGCAGGGAUGGUCCUAAAUCCGGCCAAGUGUCUGACAUUCUAUGUACAGGCGCUUGGAAAAGCGAAGAGUUCGUGUCUCAGCCCGUGCUCUGUAUGCAUAGGAGGGGAACCGCUUCGGGUAUCAGGCCCAACGGAGUCCUUCACUUACCUGGGGGUUCCGUUUACCUACCGCGGUAAACAGCCAAUCCGGCACCGUCCUUUACUACACGAGAUGCUCACGGAGAUUUCCCAGGCCCCGUUGAAACCUCACCAGAGGAUAACACUCCUGAAACGUCAUUGUGUGCCUAAACUCAUGCAUGAUCUGGUGCUGGGCUCCGUAUAUCGGCAGACACUUAAACGCCUUGAUGUACAGAUCCGACAGGCAGUGAAAACCUGGUUACGCCUUCCUGCAGAUACGCCGACGGCCUUUUUCUACGCGCGUCUAACGGAUGGUGGAAUUGGACUACCCUGCCUGUCAACCAGUAUUCCGCUGAUGAAAAGAAAACGUCUGGAUGCACAGCUGUCAUCCGCGGAGGUUGCCGUCCGAGUGGUCUCGGCAUUACCAGUGGCCGUGGCAACUCUUCAUCAAGCCUCUCGCCCUGUGCUCAUCAACCAGACGGUUAUCAAUUCGAAAGAAGAUGCUCGACAGAUGUGGAAGGAACAACUGCACCGCUCAGCGGACGGUCGUCCACUUGCCCAUAUCGGGACCUCUGCCUGUGUUUACCACUGGCUAUCCUCUCCUGACCGAUUGUUCCCCUGGCUCUACUUGCGGGGCAUUCAGCUUCGUUCUGAUGUCCUGUCAACCUGUCCUGAUUACCCGGUCCUGCACAAGCCGGCGAUAUUCUCAUCGCGGGGCGGAAUUCUCAUGAGUUCGGAGAAGCACCUGAAAUCCGUCGGAUUUACGGACUAUGACAUAUCUGAUCUGUGCGUCUGUGCCAUACGGGGCUCCCUAAAAGCAUAUGACGUAUACACACGUGGGGCCGGUGGCCGCCGAAGACAACGACCAACGGCGACGCGGCAAUAA